GCUGUCCUCAUUGAUGGUAGCACUUCCCUGCGGGAAGACUAAAAAAAAUCAUGGAGCUUCAAGGAUUACCCCAAGACAACCCCGGCUAUCGUUCGUCUAGCAACGAAUUGAACGCUGCUAAUGAGGUGGAAAAACCUCGACCUGACUCGACCGUAAUUGAAGUAAAAGAAAAAAUUGGUGAAGAAAAGGAAGAUCUCACUUCAGAGAAAGUUGACCCGUGGAGUUUGCCGGAAUUAUCUGACACUGGUGUACCUUGGAGCGAGUUAACAACACAAGGCAAGGUUUUGCGAGUUCUUGGUGCUUUUAUAAAGAUUGCCCUGCUUCUGGGUCUUCUGUAUUUGUUUAUCUGUUCUCUGAGUUUCCUCAGCUCAGCAUUCCGUCUUCUUGGCGGGAAGAAAGCGGGAGAAGUGUUUACAGAGAAAUCGGUCCUUUCAAAUCCUGUUGCGGGAGUUGUAAUUGGCUUACUGGCCACUGUGUUGGUUCAGAGUUCGUCCACGUCAACCUCGAUCGUCGUUGCCAUGGUUUCCUCAGGAAUUCUCGAUGUUCGACAAGCUAUUCCGAUAGUCAUGGGUGCUAACAUCGGUACCUCCGUGACGAACACCAUCGUCUCGGCUGGACACGUCAGCGAUCGUGAUCAGUUUCGUAGAGCCUUCGCCGGGGCGACGGUUCACGAUGUUUUCAACUGGCUGAGCGUGGUUAUAUUUCUUCCAAUCGAGGCCGCCACGGGUUACCUGUAUCAUCUUAGCGGCGCCAUCACGGACUCGUUAGGCCUCAAAGAAGGUGAACGAGAGAAGGUUGAAUUGCUGAAAAAGAUCACAAAACCAUUCACCAACCUUAUUGUGCAAAUUGACAAGAAACUCAUUCAGAAAAUCGCAGAGGGAGAAGACAUAGGUGAUAAAAGUUUGAUCAAAAACUGUGCGCCGAAAAAUGGCACAACGGAAAAGUCUUGUGAGGAAUUUUUGUUUCACGAUACUGGGAUGAGCGAUAAAGAAGUUGGUGGCAUCCUGCUGGCCAUUGCUCUUGUGAUUCUUUGUGUUUGUCUUGCUUGUAUUGUUAAACUGCUUCAUUCCAUGCUCAAAGGACAAAUUGCCAAGGUCAUCAAAAAAGGCAUCAAUUCGGACUUUCCUAAACCAUUUAAAUGGUUGACAGGAUAUUUUGUAAUUCUGAUGGGUGCCGGUAUGACAAUGCUUGUGCAAUCCAGUUCUAUAUUUACGUCAGCGUUGACCCCGCUGGUCGGAAUUGGGGUGGUCACCAUCGAACGUACCUACCCCCUAACCCUCGGUGCAAACAUCGGUACCACAGUAACAUCUAUUCUAGCGGCCCUCGCAGCGACAUCGAAGUUCCGAGAGUCUCUUCAGAUUGCCCUCUGUCAUCUGUUUUUCAAUAUCUCCGGCAUUUCAGUCUGGUAUCCUGUGCCGUUCAUGAGAAACAUACCCAUCAAAGGUGCGAAGUUCUUGGGCAAUACGACAGCGAAAUACCGUUGGUUUGCUUUCAUGUACCUUGUAAUUGUGUUCUUCGUUUUCCCUGCUGUUGUUCUUUCCUUAUCGCUCGCUGGAUGGCAAGUUUUGGUUGGAAUUGGGGUUCCGAUCGUGCUUGCAGUCAUUGUGAUCACCGUCAUCAAUGUGCUACAAACUAAAGCCCCGCACGUUUUGCCGAGAGCGUUGCAGAAUUGGAACUGGGCUCCAAUAUGGCUACGCUCUCUAGAGCCUUACGACAGAAUCAUCAAGAAGCUGAUACACUAUCUUCGUGAAACGAUGUGCUGCUUUAAUAAGGUACAAGAGACCGAACAGCAGUCCGAACCCUCACAAACUCAAAAACAACAACAAAAUGGGUCAUCGAGACCACCCAGUUACAAUGAGUACACCCAAGAUCACACCAAUAGCCAUUCAAACAACACUUAUUUUUGAAUCUUUAAUUUGGAAUCCGAAUCUCUACGGUACAGAUUCUGAAUAAUUUGAUAGAAAUGAUAUUGAAUUUUUAAACGUUAAACACUAACCUCAAACAAUGGUAGAUAGGUACUUUACUAGUUAGUGUUGUAACUAUAUAUAACAUAUACUGAAUAUAUGCGAUACUAGGGUGGUAGCAGCAAUUCGGCGCGCAAUUUCAUGUCUAGAAUCCACGAAUAAUCCUAUACACCUGACCCUAACCUUUACCUAACUACUAUAACCCAAUAAGAUAGGUUAAGGAUUAUAUUCGUGAAUUCUGGACAUGGGAUUAAUAACACGAGAUGGUAGUUAUAUGAUAAUGGUCAAUGAUCAGAGUUACUGAUCUUAUUUUUACGCGCGCGAAUUGAUAAUGAACCACCAGCACAACGGAAAAAACUCAAACACCAAUUAACACAUAUUCACCAUUGUAGUUAGUCUAUGUGCAUUUUCACAAUCGGGACAUAUCUCAGGGUAUCCUUCUAUAUCAGGUUUAUUAGUGGCCUUUUACAGGUUUACUGGAAUAGCAUUAAAAUGCACUGUGACUUUUUUAGUAUUUAUAUAACCCUAUUUUAAUCAGGUAAUAAUUAUUACUAGACUACUAGACUAGUAAAUGUUGCAAUUGUUAAAUUGAAGUAACAUUGUAUAGACGAUUGUUUUUGAAUACACGGUUUUGUGUUUCA
Messenger RNA from Dendronephthya gigantea, 2605 nucleotides. Its product is annotated as sodium-dependent phosphate transport protein 2B-like. Gene Ontology annotation, molecular function: sodium:phosphate symporter activity. The record is from RefSeq and is a predicted model, not a curated record. Gene Ontology annotation, biological process: sodium-dependent phosphate transport. Lineage: Eukaryota; Metazoa; Cnidaria; Anthozoa; Malacalcyonacea; Nephtheidae. Gene Ontology annotation, cellular component: membrane. The transcript is spliced from 7 exons. The coding region runs from base 51 to 1907 and encodes 618 amino acids.